AUGCCCACCGACAUCGCCAAUAGAAUUGUUAGCAAGAGACUUCCCUCAAUCAUCUCGAAGGUCUGGCAGAUGAUCUAUCUUGGCGCACGUACUUCUCCGGUGGGGUAUUUACGGCAGCUAGAAUGGGUCAUGGUGCAUAAAGAAGUAGAAGCGGACGUUCAGAUUGCAUGGGACUGCGGCUCCGAUGACGUGGCCCUCACCACUGACAGCGACACUCUUCCCUAUGCCAACAUCGGAAAGAAGGCCCAAACCCUUCAAUCGUUUGAUGAAACACAAGACGUCGGCUCCUAUGCCUGCUAUGGGCUAUUGCCUUGUGCAGUUUGGUCAUGUAUGGAGGCCCUUUUACAGAUCAUGUCAAGAAAUGCCCUGUCAGAACCAUUAAUCGCGUUUCCCGAUGAAGGAAUUUUGCAUGCAAAGUUCCAACAUCCAUGGUCACGGUUGGAUACUCUUUGGUCAGGUUCAGUGCUCCUGUUCGAUUCGAACGGAUCGAAUUCGAAUAAGCCCUAUCCUGGAUCGAUUCGAAUGACGCAAAUGGUUCGAAUGAAUCGAAUGGCUCGAGUAUCAAAUGGAGGCGAUGGUAACGGUGGAGGCCGUGGCCGCAGGCAUGGAGUUACUGUUUCAGUGCCGUCAUGUUUUGGUGCUUUCGUUCUCUAUAGCUGUAUCGAGGAUGCCGAGAAGGCCAUUCAAGGUGAGUAUGGCAUGAUCUGCGAUCAGCUGCCCCGAGUGAUAGGGAAUCAUUGGAUGCCAACGAGACCCUCACAAAGUGCCCAGUCUGUCGCAACUUCAUGGGCAGUGUCGACUUGCGGCAUCUAUUUUGCCCUCACUGCAAGGCCUAUGUGUACUGCAACAUGCCUGGAGCCCACAACACCACAAAUGUUGUUUGCGGCUAUAUCGUGCAGCAAGAAUAACCGCAGUACCUCCACGCUGUUGACGAAGCAGGAUGAUAUAUUUGGUCAAAGGCAGCUACGACUACAUAUAGGCCCUAGCAUCGUAUCAGCAUCAGCAGCAACGUAG
Molecule: messenger RNA, 1014 nt
Organism: Lobosporangium transversale
Lineage: Eukaryota; Fungi; Mortierellomycota; Mortierellomycetes; Mortierellales; Mortierellaceae
Exons: 8
Coding region: 1-1014 (337 amino acids)
Source: RefSeq, a predicted model, not a curated record